This is a messenger RNA of Penicillium verrucosum, 877 nucleotides long. Its product is annotated as MAM33 family protein. The record is from RefSeq and is a predicted model, not a curated record. Gene Ontology annotation, cellular component: mitochondrial matrix. Bases 1 to 867 code for a protein of 288 amino acids. The transcript has 4 exons. Lineage: Eukaryota; Fungi; Ascomycota; Eurotiomycetes; Eurotiales; Aspergillaceae. Gene Ontology annotation, biological process: cytosolic ribosome assembly.
AUGCUUUCUCUUCGCACUAUCACCCGCUCUAUCCCGCGCACUUUCUCGCGCUCCAUUGCCACUUCGGCUCUGCGCCCAGCGUUCCCCAAGCCCGCUUUCCAGCAAGCCUGGAAGCAGACCACUAAGCCCGCCUACGCUGCCUUCUCAACCUCUAGCAUUUUCAAGGCUCCUUCAUCCGAAGUCGACGUCGAGCUUCUCGCCAAGCUCGAGGAUGAGCUCAAGCACGAGAAGUCUUCCGAAAUCCCCGAAUUUGAAGAUCAACUCGAAGCCAUUGAGGAGACCAUUAAGCACGGCGAAUGGCAGGUGAAGGAUGUUGCGGGUGACCAGGAGGUUAUCCUCACCAAGAAGUUUGGCACCGAGAACAUCCGUGUCAGCUUCACUGUUGCCGAUAUCCAGAACAUCAGCGAACAGGAGGACUUUGACGACGCCUCCCUGACCGAUGAGAUGGACUUCCAGAACCAGUCCCGCGGUCAGGAUGGCGAGGCCUCCGCUGAGGAUAUCGAGCAGCCGGAGCCCAGCUUCCCUGCCCGCGUUACCAUCACCGUUGAGAAGCCCAACAACGGUGCCCUUCUGAUCCAGACCGUUGUCCAGGACGGUGUGUUCCAGAUCGAGGAGGUCUCCCACUUCGCCAACGCUGAGCUCGCUCAGUCCCUGACUGCUGAGAAGGACUGGGCCCGCCAGAGCCUCUACGCCGGUCCUCCCUUCGAGAACCUCGAUGAGGACCUUCAGGGUCUCUGGGACCGCUACCUCGAGGACCGUGGCCUCAACGCCGAGUUCGCCAAUAUGGUUCCUGACUACAUCUCCGUCAAGGAGCAGAAGGAGUACUUGCGCUGGUUGGAGACCGUCAAGAACUUCAUUGGUGCUUAAGCUAACUAUC